Messenger RNA from Owenia fusiformis, 1834 nucleotides. NCBI's taxonomy places the organism in Eukaryota, Metazoa, Annelida, Polychaeta, Sabellida, Oweniidae. The record is from the annotation of a GenBank genome assembly.
UUUGAUCACAAAUUUACUUGGCGUGAACUUGCUGGAUGUAUUUUUAUCAUUAAAUAUACGCCUGUGUCAAAUGUAAUAUGGUUUAUUCUAUGAAAUAGAGUAAAAUUGAGUAGGUUUGUUACUAAAGGACAUUUCAAACCUUAGUUAUAUUAUCAGGCAAGUAAAGGACUGGAGCAAUAAAGAUGAUGAAGUUAUGGUGCAUAAUGAAAAGGAACAGGUUCAGUUUGAUGAGAGCUUUCUUGACCUUAGUUUUCGUUGGAUUUCUACUACGCUUGAUUAAUUACUUUAGGAUUGCAGAUCCUAUAGACUCUGAGAGCUUUGAAAAUGGCAAUGCUAUAAACUAUUAUCCAACUAUUGCAAUAAAUAAGCAACUUGAAGAAUCCCAAAAACAGCACAAUGUGGAACCUUUGAAAGACCCAAUAAAUACUGUAAGCAGCCCAAGAAAGACUAUAGAAAACAUCAAGGAAGAUGCUGUUAAUGACCCACAAAUUGAUAAGCUUGAGGUUGAUAGAAACAUUGGAGGAACUAAUGGUGACAAUGCAGAAACAGGUUUUGACAAUGAAAAAACUGGGCCUGAUGCAGCAACAGGUUUUGAAGAUGCAGGAACUGGCUUUGAAGAUGAUCAGAAACUUGGCCAUCAUAACAGUAGAAAUUUACUCCGGGUUGAUACCACUAAACUAUUGGUGUAUGGCUACAUGCGUGGAGGGACAACUCUCCUGGGUGAUAUAUUUAAGACUGAUCCUGGAGCAAUGUACUGGUUUGAACCUCUGACUGGAUUCUACGAUAACCUGUAUGGAUUACAUUACUAUCUGAACCCAUGGGGUAUAACACAUUAUCCCAAUGGCUCACUCAGAAAUAUCCCAGCAUAUGAGGAAAAGUUUGUAGCAGAAAAACUGGAUAAUCUGUACAGAUGUAAGCUGGAUGAAACCCCCCAAGAGGUGUUCUAUCGUGUUGAAGAUCUCCCUGGAGGUGCCUUAGAAAAACUCCACAAGUGUAUACAAAUCCAUAAUGGUGGUCCAUUUGCUCAAAUGUUCUUUAAUUGUAAAAAGCACUUGUCUGAAACUUGCUCACACACAUUUCAAUUUGUAUCAAAAUUUGAACAAAAAUGUUUAAAUCCAUAUCUGAAUAUAGGAAAUCCUGGGACUACUGCUUACCUCAGUGAUCAAUAUGAACAGCAUGAAUCGUGUAUGAACAAUUUAAAGCCUUACUUACAACGGUGCAUGCAUUUGGUUCAAGCACCAUGUAAUAAGAGUUCACUAAGGGUUGUGAAAGCAUUGAGGAUGACGCUAAAAGGGAUUAAAGGACUGAUGCAAAGGGACUCAGAUAUCAAGAUGGUGCACUACUUCAGAGAUCCAAGGGCAAUUCUAGCCUCUAGGAAUUCACUCGGAGGAUUACAGAUGGAUAAAAACCUAACAUUUGCUGCCAAGGCACUGUGUGAUAAGAUGGAAAUGGACUACAUAUCAUAUAACUCACUUACAUCUGAAGAACAAAAACGCACACUACAACUUAAAUAUGAAGAUCUGAUCCUUGAACCAACUGAUACGCUCCAUAAAUUAUAUGACUUCAUUGAGAGAGAUUUGCCUGAUGAGACUCUAACAUGGUUAAAGGAGAGAAUGAAUUGUAAGGGGCAUGAGAAUGCAUAUUCAACUUGUAGAAGUAAUGCCAGAAUGACAGCCUUUGCAUGGAGGACAAAACUUGGCAACAAUGUAAUCAAGGAGAUAAAUGAUGUUUGUGGUUCACUGUUAACAUUAUUAAAUUACCCAAUUACAUUUUAAACAAUUACAUGUAAAUAGUAAUCAACCACCUAUAAGAGGGCAGUGGGAAUUAAAUUGAG